This is a messenger RNA of Colletotrichum truncatum, 1101 nucleotides long. RefSeq names its product aminotransferase class I and II. Gene Ontology annotation, biological process: biosynthetic process. Gene Ontology annotation, molecular function: pyridoxal phosphate binding; catalytic activity. Lineage: Eukaryota; Fungi; Ascomycota; Sordariomycetes; Glomerellales; Glomerellaceae. The record is from RefSeq and is a predicted model, not a curated record.
AUGAAGUACCAACGUAUGCCCAUCGAAAUAGAGUCGCCCGAGGAAUAUGGCUAUGAUAAGAUUAAAUACAACCUCUCCGAGAGCUCCAUUUCCGAUCAAAGCUUCAAGUCGCUUGGCUUAGAAGUUCCGAACCUGACACUUUUGUACAACGAACAUCGAGGCAGCAUACGGCUCAGAGAGUUGAUUGCUGCCAACUCCGGUUUGGACAAGGAUGACGUCCUAAUCACUUCGGGCGCUGCCGGCGCACUCUUCAUUAUUUCGACUUCACAACUCAGUCAGGAUGACCAUCUUGUUGUCAUUCGUCCCAACUAUGCCACCAACCUUGAAACGCCCAAAGCCAUUGGCUGUGACAUUACUUUUGUUGACUUGGAUUUUAACAAAGAUUUCGAGAUCGACGUCGACUUCAUCGCCAAGUCAAUUAAGAGCAAUACCAAGAUUGUAUCUGUUACUUGCCCCCACAACCCGACCGGCACCGUUAUGUCGAGAACCACUUUGGACCGUCUUGUCGCCGUUACCAAGGAAAAGGGCUGCUUGCUGUUAGUGGAUGAGACCUACAAAGACAUCCAUUUUGGCAGUGAGCUCCCCAUAGCGGCGUCUCUUGGGGAUCACGUUCUUAGCGUUGCAUCGCUCUCCAAAUCGUACGGAGUUCCCGGCAUUCGUAUCGGAUGGGUGGUCACGCAGAACAAACAACUGCAGGAAACCUUCCUCGCCGCAAAGGAGCAGAUCAGUAUUAGCGGCAGCGUCAUUGAUGAGUGGAUUGCCGAGCAAAUCCUGGCCGACAAGGCUUCCAUUAUCAGUAAAACGACCACCGAAAUGAAGGCACGUUUGGACGUUGUGAGUGCAUGGAUUGAGAAAGAAGAAUUGCUGGAAUGGGUGCGACCAGCUGGCGGCGUUGUGUGUUUUCCGCGUAUGAAAAAGGAACCUGUUGGAGGAACGGCGGUGUUCUAUGAGCGAUUGUUGAAUAAAUACCACACAUACAUAGGACCGGGACACUGGUUCGAGAUGCCGGAUACGUAUUUUCGAAUUGGCUUUGGGUGGCCUACAAGGGAUGAACUGGAGGCUGGACUGAAGGCCAUCUCUCAAGCUUUGAGGGACUCUUAG